AUGCAAACGACGACUAACCCAUCGACGACUACAGCAUCUCCCUCGGAACCUCUUCCUCGCCCGCGAUCGCGCUUCCGUCGCUUCGCCGGCUUCACCUCUAUCGCUGUCCUCGCCUUCACCGCCGGCCUCCUAUUCCAAACCCAACGCACCCUCUCCCGCCUCAUGGCCGUGCCACUAGCCUCGGAUGCUGAGUCGUUGACCUUGUUCGUCGCGCCAGACGACGCGACACAAGAGAUUGACGACUACAUCCGCACACAUCCCGUGGCGGAGGCCCUGCGCGCCAAUCCGGACUUUACCGAGUCGCGCCCGCACCUCAAGUUCCCGGAGGCACUACGAGAACGCAGCCUGACGGCCGGGACACUGGCCGGACCCAACAAGAUCGUCGUGCCACCAUAUGUCUUCAACGAGCGCGGUGGCAAGAGCAUGGUCUCGCUCAUGUACCUCGGCUCCGACAUCUGCGGCCACCCAGGCAUCGUGCACGGCGGUUUGCUAGCGACCUUGCUGGACGAGGGUCUGGCACGAUGCUGCUUCCCAGCCCUGCCGAAUAAGAUUGGCGUCACGGCGAACCUGAAUAUCGACUACCGCGCCCCGGCCAUGGCGAACCAAUAUACCGUGCUGCGCGCCGAGACCGUUAAGGUCGAGGGCCGCAAGGCGUGGGUCGAGGGCCGAAUUGAGACCCUCCCGACUGAUGGCACGGAGCCCGUGGUGCUGGUUGAGGCUAAGGCCUUGUUUAUCGAGCCCAAGCAGGCGCGGGCCCUGUCGAAUCUAUAUAAAGCGGAGUGA
Molecule: messenger RNA, 783 nt
Organism: Penicillium lagena
Lineage: Eukaryota; Fungi; Ascomycota; Eurotiomycetes; Eurotiales; Aspergillaceae
Product: PaaI family thioesterase
Exons: 2
Coding region: 1-783 (260 amino acids)
Source: RefSeq, a predicted model, not a curated record